AUGGAGGAUGAGUUUAUAGAGAAUAAGCAAUCAACCGCUGCUUCUUCCUCUUCUGUGUCUGAAGGAAGUAGUAGUAGUUUGCUUACGUCACCUGGUGCUGUUGCAAGUCCUCCCACAGUUUCUCCAACUCAUAGGAGGACGAGUGGGCCUAUAAGGCGAACUAAAGGAGGCUGGACAACGGAAGAGGAUGAGACAUUGAGACAAGCAGUUCGUAGGUUUAAUGGCAAGUUUUGGAAGAAAGUAGCGGAGUUUUUCCCUCAUAGGACUGAAGUUCAAUGCAUGCACAGGUGGAAGAAAGUUUUGGAUCCGAACCUUAAUAAGGGACAUUGGACGCAACAGGAGGAUGAGACAAUCGCUAAGCUUGUUGAAAAUGGGCUUAAGAAAUGGUCUUUAAUCGCAAAGUAUUUGCCAGGUCGAAUAGGGAAGCAAUGUCGAGAAAGGUGGCACAACCAUUUGGAUCCUGGUAUCAACAAGAAGGCUUGGACACAAGAGGAAGAGUUAGCUCUAUUGAAUGCUCAUCUAACCUAUGGAAACAAAUGGGCUGAAAUAUCUAAGGUCUUACCUGGCAGAACUGAUAAUUCAAUAAAGAACCACUGGAAUAGUUCAUUGAAGAAGAAGUCAGAGUUCUUCUUAGCUAAUGGUAGCUUACCACCAACAGUAGCAAAGACUAAUGCUUCUCAAACCUCUUUGGUAACUACUACACAGACAAAUAAACCUGAUGAAGAAGGAAAAGACCAAUCAAACUCUUCUGUUCCACUCCAAGAAGUAGUAGCUGCUUCACCAGUGACCAGUGUUAGUGAGUACGCUCGUUCUUCUCCUCAGUUUCCUAUCCCAGAGACAUCGCCAAAGAACGGUUAUCAUCUUUACUACAAGCCUGAGAGAGAGCACUACAUGGCGUCAGAAGCUGAUAAGCAGCGUAUGUAUGGUUAUGAAUAUGGUUGCAGUCCAAGCACACCACCUGUUAUCUUCUUCACUCCACCACCACCGCCUUGUAGAAAAGAAGAGAAAAGUAACGGUUCAUCAGCUCCAACGAGUCUUGAGUCUUUCUUGAGAGAAGCUGCUAGAACAUACCCAAACAUGCCUUCUAUUAUCAGGAAAAGACGACGCAAAGUUCAGGAUAACAACAAAACAGCUGAAGAAGAAGCUACUAAAGAGGCUGUUGUUGAUGAAAAGGUGAGCCUUGAUUGUGAAGAAGAGAAGCAAAACAAUGGAUCAUAUGGUUACUACAUUUCUCCUCCAUACCGGAUAAGAUCCAAAAGAAGAGCUGUAUUCAAGUCAAGACAGCUUGAGUUCAUCACUGCAGAGGAAGAAAAGGUUGAUGAUGAUGAAACCAUAUCAUCUGAGAAAGAUAAGCUGGCUUGA
Molecule: messenger RNA, 1362 nt
Organism: Eruca vesicaria subsp. sativa (arugula)
Lineage: Eukaryota; Viridiplantae; Streptophyta; Magnoliopsida; Brassicales; Brassicaceae
Source: the annotation of a GenBank genome assembly